AUGGUACAACUGGCCCCCUACAGCGCCGCUGACCCCGCAAAAAUCGAGGCAAUCCGCGCCUUCGUCGUCAAAACUGACCCCACGCUCCCCUCAAACAUGUGGCUGUAUCGCUGCACCAUCGACAGCUGGCCCCAGCUGUGCUUCAUGGCAAUGGACGGAGAAGCAAUCGUCGGGGUUGUGAUAUCGACCGUCCAGAUGCACCACAACAACAUGCUCCGCGGCGGGAUAAUGCUGCUCCUCGUAAAGAAGGACUACAGAAGCUGUGGUCUCGGUAGAAGACUCGUAGAACAAGCCGUGGAGUCCCUCAUUAACGCUGACGCCGACGGGAUAUCCGUAAUCACGAAAACCACAAACACCAACGCCAUAAAGAUCUACGAGCGGCUGGGCUUCAUACGCACAAAGCUCCUGCCAAACGGUGGUGGGGGUCAGAGCUGGAGGAUGAUGUUGCUGCUGGAGCCGUUGACGGAGGGGCUGUGGGAUUGUAGCUCGGAGGAUAAUGCGGAGGCGUGUGGUUGUGGGUUAUUUUCAGGUAGACCACUUAGGCGGGGUGGAUGGUGCGGAAUGGUUGUGAGAACUUGUGCUUAA
Morchella sextelata is the source of this 585-nucleotide messenger RNA. RefSeq lists its product as uncharacterized. The coding region runs from base 1 to 585 and encodes 194 amino acids. Gene Ontology annotation, cellular component: NatC complex. Gene Ontology annotation, molecular function: protein-N-terminal amino-acid acetyltransferase activity. The transcript has 5 exons. Lineage: Eukaryota; Fungi; Ascomycota; Pezizomycetes; Pezizales; Morchellaceae. The record is from RefSeq and is a predicted model, not a curated record. Gene Ontology annotation, biological process: N-terminal peptidyl-methionine acetylation.